AUCACCUGCACUUCUUUCGGCCACUUUCCUUUCCAAUCCGCACUAUGAUUCAGCGGCGCAACAUGAAUUGUUUGUUUCUGGCAGGGAUUUCCGUUCUCGGCACCCUCUGCACGCAUGGAUCGGUUGAGGGAUUCAGCKCCCAUCCGUCCCUCCCGUCGAAUCCCCUGUGCCGGGCGGCGUCCCCCUCCGCGGUCUUUGCCUCGACGCCGUCCGCCACCGACAACGGAGACGACACGGYCAACAAACCCCCUGCUCCGGUGCUGAACGGAAAGCGAAUCCUGCCCAUCAAGAUCAUGUCGGCGGGACUGAGGGGCCACCAGCUGGCUGCUGCGUACGCCGUCCUGGGCCCCGCGUACAAAAAGGCGGGGGGGACCGAGGGCUGGGAGGCCUGCCAGCACGUUGGCAUCACCCGCGACCUGGGGGAAACCCUGAAGGGCCACCUGGACGAACACGGSAGCGACCGGGUAGCGCACGUCCGCGCCCUUUCCUUUCUGAUUCCGAACGAGAGUGCGAUGGAAUCGAUUGCUUCCGACUGGAGGAAGGAGGCGAUGCAGGCGAAGGGAAUGACAAACUUUGAUCCCAUCAUGGCCGCCAUGGACCUCGAAGACAUGCUGGACGACGACGACGAUUUUGACGACGACGACGACGACGAUUACUUCGAAAUGAUGGCGGGCGCCAUGUCGACCUCUCGCGAAGAAAUGGCGACGGCAAGGGGAAUCGAGGAACCCGUGAAGGAGGAAGAAGACGCGGUCGUGUCUCCAUUUGAUCAACCGACGGUGUACACUACGACAGACGGGGAUGCCUUGCCCUUCAACCAGGAAAACGUGGACAAGGUCCUGGACGAAAUUCGACCUUACCUAAUCUCCGACGGUGGCAACGUCUCGGUCCAGAGGGUGGACGAAGAGACACAGAACGUGUAUCUGAAGCUCGAGGGUGCCUGCGGAUCCUGCCCUUCUUCCACGGUGACCAUGCAGAUGGGCAUCGAGCGGGUCCUGAAGGAAAAUUUUGCCAAUCUCGGUGAAGUCCUCCAGGUAGAAGACGAAGACGAAAAACCAAAGGAACUGACCUACCAGGUUGUCGAGAAGGAAGUGAACCGAAUCAAACCAGCCAUCAUUGCCAUGGGCGGCCUUGUAGAUAUUCUUGAGGUCGAUGCCAUCGGAACAGUAAAGAUCAAAUUCCGCGGAGCGAACAAGGUUCGGCAGGGGCUGGAGAUGGCCCUCCUGGACAUUGAUUUCGUCAAGCACGUCGAAUUYGUCAUGGAAUAAAGAAACAGUGUAGAAAUUGCUAGCCACCGGUUUUGGAAAAAUUCAGUUCUGUUCGAAAUCCUCUAGUCGCAGUAUWCGAGCAC
This is a messenger RNA of Pseudo-nitzschia multistriata, 1348 nucleotides long. Lineage: Eukaryota; Bacillariophyta; Bacillariophyceae; Bacillariales; Bacillariaceae. The record is from the annotation of a GenBank genome assembly.